Messenger RNA from Perognathus longimembris pacificus (Pacific pocket mouse), 3604 nucleotides. It is a transcript of the gene Smad5, whose product is annotated as SMAD family member 5. The record is from RefSeq and is a predicted model, not a curated record. Gene Ontology annotation, biological process: transforming growth factor beta receptor signaling pathway; anatomical structure morphogenesis; BMP signaling pathway. The coding region runs from base 452 to 1849 and encodes 465 amino acids. The transcript is spliced from 6 exons. Gene Ontology annotation, cellular component: heteromeric SMAD protein complex. Lineage: Eukaryota; Metazoa; Chordata; Mammalia; Rodentia; Heteromyidae. Gene Ontology annotation, molecular function: I-SMAD binding; DNA-binding transcription factor activity, RNA polymerase II-specific; RNA polymerase II cis-regulatory region sequence-specific DNA binding.
UAUAGGAUAUGAUCAUGGUAUAUAGGAUAUACCAUGUUCAGAAUUGAUAUAGCAUAUCACAUGAAUUUCAGUGAAAGGAAGUAUUUCAGAAUCAAAUUCUAGAAGACCAUUUUUGGUUACCAUUUGGCAUUGCCAGUGAAUUCUUUUACGUUACAAAGAAAGAAGUGAGGGGUCACAGAACGUGUAGAGAAAAUUGCAUUUUGUUUACUUCAAAAUGAUUUUUGUGCUCUUAUCUGUAAAUAGUAUAGCUUCAAUUACACUGAUUUAAAUGUAUGUGAAUGUAAUUGGCUUAAUUUCUCUUCCAGGACUUGAACCAAUGAGAGAAGCAUAUGGCCCUUCUGAAGAUAAAUGUCACUUUCUCUUAGGACCUGUAUGCGACUUUCACCUGUGAUUUGUCCUUUUAGUAGCUGCUGACUUUGAUUACAGGAAGGUCUCUGAAGAGUCAUAUCAAAUGACGUCAAUGGCCAGCUUGUUUUCUUUUACUAGUCCAGCAGUGAAGCGGUUGUUGGGCUGGAAGCAAGGUGAUGAGGAGGAAAAAUGGGCAGAAAAGGCAGUCGACGCUUUGGUGAAGAAGCUGAAAAAGAAAAAGGGUGCCAUGGAGGAACUGGAGAAAGCCUUGAGCAGUCCCGGACAGCCAAGCAAGUGUGUCACCAUUCCUCGGUCUUUAGAUGGACGCCUUCAAGUGUCUCACAGAAAAGGCUUACCCCACGUUAUAUAUUGUCGAGUUUGGCGCUGGCCUGAUUUGCAGAGCCAUCAUGAGCUAAAGCCCUUGGAUAUUUGUGAAUUUCCUUUUGGAUCUAAGCAAAAAGAAGUUUGUAUCAACCCAUACCACUAUAAGAGAGUGGAGAGUCCAGUCUUACCUCCAGUGUUAGUGCCUCGUCAUAAUGAAUUCAAUCCACAACACAGCCUUCUGGUUCAGUUUAGGAAUCUGAGCCACAAUGAACCACACAUGCCACAGAAUGCCACGUUUCCAGAUUCUUUCCACCAGCCCAACAGCACUCCUUUUCCCUUAUCUCCAAACAGCCCCUACCCCCCCUCCCCUGCUGGCAGCACGUAUCCCAGCUCCCCGGCAAGCUCUGGACCCGGAAGUCCAUUUCAGCUCCCAGCUGACACACCUCCUCCUGCCUAUAUGCCACCCGAUGAGCAGAUGAGUCAGGACAACUCCCAGCCUAUGGACACAAGCAACAACAUGAUUCCUCAGAUUAUGCCCAGCAUAUCCAGCAGAGAUGUUCAGCCUGUUGCCUAUGAAGAGCCCAAACAUUGGUGUUCAAUUGUUUACUAUGAAUUAAACAACCGUGUUGGGGAAGCUUUUCAUGCAUCUUCUACUAGUGUGUUGGUAGAUGGAUUCACAGACCCUUCAAAUAACAAAAGUAGAUUCUGUUUGGGAUUGUUGUCAAAUGUCAAUCGUAAUUCAACAAUUGAAAACACAAGGCGACAUAUUGGGAAAGGUGUCCAUCUGUACUAUGUUGGCGGGGAGGUGUAUGCAGAGUGUCUGAGUGACAGCAGCAUAUUUGUACAGAGUAGAAACUGCAACUUCCACCACGGCUUCCAUCCCACCACUGUCUGUAAGAUUCCAAGCAGCUGCAGCCUCAAGAUUUUUAACAACCAGGAGUUUGCCCAGCUGCUGGCUCAGUCUGUCAACCAUGGAUUUGAGGCAGUAUAUGAGCUCACCAAAAUGUGCACCAUUCGAAUGAGUUUUGUCAAGGGCUGGGGCGCGGAGUACCACCGGCAGGACGUUACCAGCACUCCCUGUUGGAUCGAGAUCCACCUUCAUGGUCCUCUUCAGUGGCUGGAUAAAGUCCUUACUCAGAUGGGCUCCCCUCUGAACCCCAUAUCUUCUGUCUCAUAGUGCAGAAGUACUCUUUUCAAUUAUGUUACUUGUGGACUUGUUUAAUUUUAGAGAAAUUUCCAGUACAGAUACUGUGAGCUGACAUGGAAAAACGGAUACUACAGCUUAUUUUUUUCUACAAAAUUGUGACCAAUACAUUUGUACUUUGUGACUCUCCAUUUGUUUGUACUCAGUAUUCAUGUAAUGGACUGGAAAGCGUGAAAGAUACAGAGCAAGCAUCAUGCCCCACUCAGAAGCUCGGCUUUGAUCUUAAACUGGAACAGGUUUUUGCUUAUUGUCCCAAGAGUUUUUUAUUUCCUAAUUUUUUUAAUGUAACAAAAAAAUGAUAGUGUAAGAGAGUAUAUACACGGGGAAAAGUGCACCUGUCCUCUCUUUUCUUGUCUUCCGGAAGCUAUAUGCUUCUAACAACUUAUCCCACCAGCUUUAUAAAAACACAUUUUACUUGGUUUUGCAAAAGCUUAUGGUAGGGGCUUAAAAGAAACUAUAAUAAAAAGAAGAAUCUUCUUUGAAGGAACACUAAGCACUGUUCUCACUAGUAGUGUCCAGUAAAAGCAAAGUGAUAGUUUCCUAGAUGGCAUCAUACAAUUGACAUCUAAUAUAACUGUUUGUCUGUAUUGUGAUUCAUGCUAUCUGUAUAUCUUUUGUAAAACAUUUCCUUUUCUAAAAAAGAAAACACUGCAAGUAAUUGAUGUGUAAUAUAUGCCAUGUACUCAGUCUGUCCUGAGUACUAUUUUAUAGCUAGCAGCAGUGCACGUGUGGCCUUGUCAGCUGUGUUUGCUGCUCUUGGCCAGUGUGGGAAGAAUUCUACUUGUGACAUGCAUUAAUCUUUUUAUUUUGCACUUUUAUGGGUGACAGUUUUCAGUGUAACCUUUGCUCAGACAUGCUCAAGUGACCUACACUGCAGUUGUAGGAAGUUAUGCUUUUUCUAUUGUUUAACUUUUCAACGUAGGUUAUAAAAUAGUUACCAUACAGCUCUAGCUAAGGUGCCUAAUUUUGGAUGUUGUUAACUUCAUGCCAUUGCUCUGACUUACUUAUAUCCGUCUCCUGUGUCAUAGACCCUGGUUGGGCCCCAAGGAUGAGAUAAAUCAGCAGUGAGGGUUGGGGUAGCUGAUAUGAACACAUUCACAGAGCAGAGAAUGCAGGUGGAGUCCCACCAUCCAUGGUCUGUCUUUUUCGAGUUUCUUACUACCUAUAUCAAUGCCAAUGUCCCAGAACACAGUCUCCUGAGAGGAAAGACCCAUUUAAUCAAUUGUGCCUUUGCCUGUAGGUGUUUUAACCACUUGUUCUGGAGAGCAUCAGGUGGAUACAUAGCUGUGGAAUGAGAAAAUGGCCUAGUUCAUCUAUCAGAAGAAGCUUUAUUUUCUGGUGCCUUUUGAAAGUAUAUGGAGCCAUGACAUUCUUCUGUUAAAAAUGUAACUUUGGUGUGACUUUCUGCUUCACCCUUCCUGCUUUAAGGAUACAAAAAAAGGUGUUUUUUUGUGUGUGUGUGUUGUGUUUUUUUUAAGGAAAGGGUUAUGUGACUCUCCUUGUGCUUUGUGUGUCAUUAUUUAUUGCUGUUUCACAAUGCAGCCAUUAUUACAUGGUUUUAGGUAAAGUGCAUUCGGGUUUCAGCUCACAGCCUUUUUGCUGGGUAGGAAGAAAACUUUCCAAUAUCUCAGCCUUAAACAUGUUACUUGGCAAGUAUUCUCAGAUGGCCAAAGCUUUCUGCUGCCUAUACAAAAUAGAAUUAUUUGCUUAGUGAUUGAACCUACAUUU